This is a messenger RNA of Pecten maximus, 6891 nucleotides long. Its product is annotated as stimulated by retinoic acid gene 6 protein-like. The transcript has 18 exons. Gene Ontology annotation, cellular component: plasma membrane. NCBI's taxonomy places the organism in Eukaryota, Metazoa, Mollusca, Bivalvia, Pectinida, Pectinidae. Gene Ontology annotation, molecular function: signaling receptor activity; retinol transmembrane transporter activity. Gene Ontology annotation, biological process: vitamin A import into cell. The coding region runs from base 332 to 2356 and encodes 674 amino acids. The record is from RefSeq and is a predicted model, not a curated record.
GUAACCAAAACAGGUUAUAUGUACACAUACCCUUCACUUUGCCCGCCUACAUGGUACACACAUUGUGUACGCCUUACACUGAAGAAAAGGUCUGUUACCCACACACCCACACCCGCUCGCCACAGGGAUUGUCCAGCUGGAUUAAUGUUAGUCAUAUAUAAUGAUCAGUAAUUAUAAGCAGUAUAGUUAUUUAUAGAUCCACCCCGCUGAAGUAGGUCAACCUUAAAACCAGCCUGAUAUUACACGCUCGAACCAAUCAAUGGAAAACAUGGCGCUUGUCUGAACAGUCUGGUGUACAGAUUCCGUUGAAUAUCCAAUUUGAAAAAGAAAGAUGUCGCUGGGAUUUUUAGAAGGGUUUGGAGAACUCGAGCGGAUAUUUGAAGAAGGCAAUACUAGUAGUGAAGAUGAUGAGCCAUCAUGUGAGGAACUUGUGAGCCACCAGACGUAUUACUUGGUCCUGCUAGGUCCCGCGGUUAUCUUCACCAUACUACUGGCCUUCACAGAGAAGAGAUAUGUUAAAAGAGACUGUUGUGGCGGGAGGCCUGGCCUGGUAUAUCCCCAGGAUGUUAUCGGACGCUCCAAUCGAGUGUCGUACGCCGCUGCCUUUGGCUCCAUUGCUUACCUCUGCUCAGGCGUGAUCUUCGAAGGGAAGUAUGCCAUAGACUACACAGGACCACUUUACCUCAAAGUUUUCAUCCUGUUGUUGUCCAUGCUGAUCUAUGGUGUCGGCUACUACCCCUUGUUCCUGUCUCUGGCCUUGGAUUCCAUACCAGGUUAUAUCAUAGGUAUUCUUUACGCCUGGACCAUUACGGGAAUGAACUUUGCGAAGACUUUCCACUGUGAAGGUCUUUCUUCUCUGGAUAUUGGACUUCUGGUCAUUAGAGGUUUCCCUGAAUUCCUAUGCCAGAUUUACCUGUGUUUUAGUCUUCCGGUUCGUUUGAUUCUGCGUAUUCGUCGGCGAAACAUCGUGACGUCAGGUGAUGUCGAGGAGGAAGCUAGAAGUUGCUACUCUGGUCUACACGUCCGGAAACUGUUUGAAAAACCCAUACCCCCAAAACCGGAACCUGUCACAAUCUCAGGAAAGAUCAUGGCUCUUAUCAAGUCCUUGCCUGCACGACUGCUCUAUUUCAACAUUCCAAAAUUUCGUUAUUCCGGCCGUGUCUUGUCAGUUUUCGCUGUUGCCUUCAUCAUCUUGUACCAGAUAACCGUUGAACUCAUAGUGACGGCUGUUUCCAUAUUCGAACUGGUUGAUGUGUACCUGGGGUUUGCUGUUUCCCAAAUUGGUACGGAACCAGUUCCAGGAGAAGACGAAGUUGUCGCCACAUCGAGAGAUAUUAUGUUCCUUUUAUUCUAUAUUUCCAACGCUCUUAAAGGUUGUUUCAUAACCUCUGUAGUGUUUGGGUUUGUCCUCGGAUGUGUACUUAUUUUCCAUUCACUGUGUACUUACAGGAUGUUCCUGUUAGACAGUUACAAGGGUAACCAUCAGUUUUUGAUACCAAAAGAGGACAGCAGCAAUGCGGGCAAACUGGUUGGAUUCAUGCGUUACGCCGGAUACCAGGUGGCUUAUAUAGGAUGGGGGUUCUUUGUACAGACUAUAGUUCUGUUUGUGGUUUCUAUGGUGAUAGCCACGGUCAUCAUCAUGUUCCAGUUCGGCAUUGGUGGCUGGCUCAUUGAUAAAUUACACGCAGUGUGGCCAGUUCUACUGACUUCGUUGGGCGUUAAUGUGAUACAGCUACUGAUGGCUAGAUUUGCCUUUCUUCAGAAACAAGGAGAAUUCAUGGCUUUAAACAACAGACGUCUGUUCUUCAUUGUCGUGUACUUCAUGUUCUUCUAUAAUAUCUUCCUGGGACUGGUGUCCUGUUUGUUGAGGAUACUCAAAGCUAUUCUAGUUGGGGCUUUCUUUCUCCCACGUCUGGACCACAGCACACUUCCGAGACGAUUCCAAUGGUUUGACCCAGGUUUCGCUGCCUAUUGUGGGUUUAUGUACGUCGAGAGUGCGCAUACUAACCCGUGUGCCGUCACGUUCAUCAAAAUGCUGAAAAUAGAAACCCUCACUACCAAGGAACUAGCCGCCGGGGAAACUAUCACCAGACAUGGACGAAAGCGUACGAAAUCUUCACCAGCGUCAAAAUAUAUUCCAUUAACAGCGAACGUGCCAGGCGAGAAUGUAAACAAUAUGAUUGCCCAGCGGAAGUCUAGACAGGCGUUGUUUCGGUGGCAGGUAGCCUACACACUGAUCAGAAACCCAGAACUGAUGGUUCGUAGAAAAUUUGACAUGAUGAAAAGUCUGGAACUGCUUGGAAAGUUGAACAACCCAAUCGAAAAGAUGGAGAAGACACCAGAAGCUAUUGUGUAAAAACGCAUUAUAUUUAUGUUGAUGUCAGCGUUAACAUCUUGUUGAAGACAAGUGUUUAUUUAUGUACAAUGUAUGUAUUUACAUAUUUUCUGGCAGAUAUUAUCUCAUUUCAUAUAUUAAGUAUACACACCAAAGAUUUCCAUUGUUAUGUAUUUUAUUGACAUAUAUAUUUUUUAGAGUAAGCUUUUACAUAAUGACUGUUUGAUUGAGCUUAUUUGCGUGUACGCUAAACGCAUUUGCUGUUAGGAAAAUGUAAUAAUAGACAUUUACUUAUAAAUAGAUAUAUGUGUGGCCAUGAACAAAUGAUCCGUAUGAUUAUCUUUAAACAGUCGUGUUAACCGCCAUCAAGUCUGUACUAUACAGGUAUGACGUACUAUUAUUACAGAAUCAGCUCCCAUAACUCACAAACUAUUUUCUGCACGUCAAAGUGAUAUGACGCAAUGAAAUAUUCAGUUCUAAAUUAACAUUUUAUGCAGAGUUUUUAAAACUGCAUUUCAGUGAUGAUGACAUCAAUAAAGGAUUCCUUCUUGAAUCAUUUUAUCCCUUAAAUUGCAAUUAACUUGACUAUUUAAAAAUAUACAUAUCAAUUAAAUACGACAAUGAUAGGUACAUUUGCUACAUUGACUUAACGUUAAUUUACGAUAUACCUCUAUAGAUACAGUACUACACGUGAUCGGCAACCUCCGUUAUACCUCUAUAGAUACAGUACUACACGUGAUCAAUAACCUCCGUUAUACCUGUUAGAUACAGUACUACACGUGAUCAGGAACUUCCGUUAUACCUCUAUAUAUAAAGUACUACACGUGAUCAUUAACCUCCGUUAUACCUGUUAGAUACAGUACUACACGUGAUCAGGAACUUCCGUUAUACCUGUAUGUAUACAGUACUACACGUGAUCAGGAACUUCCGUUAUAUCUGUAUAGAUACAGUACUACACGUGAUCAGGAACCUCCGUUAUAUCUGUAUAGAUGCAGUACUACACGUGAUCAAUAACCUCCGUUAUACCUCUAUAUAUACAGUACUACACGUGAUCAGUAACCUCCGUUAUACCUCUAUAUAUACAGUACUACACGUGAUCAGUAACCUCCGUUAUACCUGUAUGUAUACAGUACUACACGUGAUCAAUAACCUCCGUUAUACCUCUAUAUAUACAGUACUACACGUGAUCAGUAACCUCCGUUUUACCUCUAUAGAUACCGUACUACACGUGAUCAGUAACCUCCGUUAUACCUCUAUAGAUAUAGUACUACACGUGAUCAGGAACUUCCGUUAUACCUGUAUAGAUACCGUACUACACGUGAUCAGGAACCUCCGUUAUAUCUGUAUAGAUACUGUACUACACGUGAUCAUGACCUUCCGUUACAGUACUACACGUGAUCAGGAACUUCCGUUAUAUCUGUAUAGAUACAGUACUACACGUGAUCAGGAACCUCCGUUAUAUCUGUAUAGAUACAGUACUACACGUGAUCAGUAACCUCCGUUAUACCUCUAUAGAUAUAGUACUACACGUGAUCAGGAACUUCCGUUAUAUCUGUAUAGAUACAGUACUACACGUGAUCAGGAACCUCCGUUAUACCUGUAUGUAUACAGUACUACACGUGAUCAGGAACUUCCGUUAUAUCUGUAUAGAUACAGUACUACACGUGAUCAGUAACCUCCGUUAUACCUGUAUAGAUACAGUACUACACGUGAUCAGGAACCUCCGUUACAGUGCUACACGUGAUCAGGAACCUCCCUUAGUUUCAUUUUUUGUUUCUGUUAAUUUUAACAUGCCCUCUCGUACCGAAUCUUAGUCCCGCGUGUUGACGCUAUAUUUACACUUGCCAAGCUUGAUCACUAUUCAACAAUACCAGAUUAUUUGUUAACCACUCUUGCAUAGAAACUUUAAACUUUUGUAUGAAAAUGUUAUAGUAAAGGAAUUACUUUUACUAAACAAAUUGCUUUGUUUAAAACAUUUUUAACGUACAAACACGGUAGGUUUUUGUUUUUUGGGGUUUUUUUUAAUACAGAGAAAAGUGAAUACAGAGACCCAUAGAAACUAUCUUUAGAGGAAUUACUCUAUAAAAGCAUGGUUGACAUAAACGUGAAAUCCAAUCCCUAUAUAAGAUACAUGUAUGCUUUAUUUCAAUUGCAGUUGUUUAUCUCAUAUUUUACAUCUCCUUUUUUUAUUCAUUUUUUAAAUAUUUUUUCUGUAAAUUUACGACCAAAACGAAGAUAGAAAUCCAGAUAGAUGUCCAAUUGGUUCUUGACAUGCUAAGUUGUUUACUGCGUGACUAUGUGUAAAACCCUAAUACAGUGAAACCUGUCUAAUCCGAACCCUGACUCUUCCGACAUCCUGUCAAAUCCGACACUGUACCGUAUUACCAUGAUGCAAAGUGUAGUUAACAACAAAUACCUGACUUUUCCGACACCCUGUUUAAUCCGACCAAAACUGGCACUCCCACAUGGUGUCAGAUUAGACAGGUUUCACUGUAUUCCGUAAUACAAAAAAUAUGACUAAAUAUGUAAAUAUUGGUGUUGCUGCUAUUUUAUGUUGUAUCUUGGAGGGAGUGCUAACAAAUGAUAGCAAUUAUAAUAAGCUUGCCUGUAUUAAUGACAUUUAUAAAUAUGAGUUCUGUAUGAAUUGCGUUUGACCAGGAGAUGAUAAGUCGCCGUUUAUAUAAAUGUAAACGGUAUGUUGUAUUAGGGGAUGAAGUGGAUGUGUAAAAUUAUUAUUUAUUAGUUAUUUAGAUGAAUCAACGAAACAGCAUAAAAAAACUAUAGAAAUUGUAGUUUAGUUUUAUAUUUAUCUAACUGUAUAACAGUCAUAGCGUUUUCCAAUGGUACUGGUAAUACUGUUCUUUCUGGGUACACACUAAGUACCCGCCAGAAUAUACAGUCAGGGCGGUAUUUUAUCCUGUUGUUUUUCACGACUACAUGACUUCUCCUCGAUUAUUGCCCUGUCUACUUUGAACUAUUUGUGUGUGAUGAUGCAGUGAUAGAGUUUACCCUGUGGGGCUGGUUUGUUUGCUUACACUCACUAAGAUAUUGACAUUGCUUUUAUUUGGGACCAGAUUUUGGGUUGAUUGUCUAUUUAUAGACGCGAGAUAUCUCUAUCAUGUAAGUUAAGUUCUAUUUUUAACUUGCGUGUCGACGUCAUUUUACUGUUUUCGUCGUUUGCGAUGGCAUUAGAUCGUUUAGCAUAAUUUAUAAUAUUGUUUUUGCUACAAUGCACCAAUCAUAAUACUGUUUUUGCUACAAUGCAUCAAUUAUUGUACAAUUUACAAUGGUAGUAAUGUAUUUAUAAUAAUAUGUAUGUUAAUAAGGGCUCUACUCAAACGGGUGCGCCGAGGGUCCAGUACGGAGACAGAGCUUAUGCAAGUGUGUUUUAACACUGAUGUGUCUAUGGGUUUAAUUUUCCCAUUUAACAAGACAAAAUACAAUAUGAGGUUGUUUUACACCGUAGAUCUUAUGCGAACAUUGUCUUACCAUUGGAGAGAGUCGAAAAUCACCAACGACUAGUAAAAACUUGGACAUUUUAGUAAGAGGUUACUCAUAUAUGUAUGUUCUGUUGUUAUGGAUUUAAAUGUUAGUAGCAGUCUGUAUCCCUUUGACAUAAUUUCGUUUUUUUUACCAUGACGGCUUAUAUCAAUGAAACAGGAACUUAGAGGGUACUUAUGGAUUUAGUGUAAGUUAUGAUAUUAUUUAGAUACGUUAAGUAAUGUAGGGAAUUAUCUUACUUUCAAGUGUAUUAUAUUCUUGUUCAUUCAUGUGUAUUUUAUAAUUUGAUGCGAUGUUACUUAAGAUGCUUUUGCGAGACGUGUUAUACAUUUGUAACUUUCAUGAACAUGAUUAUGUAUAUGAUAUUUGUAUAUAACACACAACAUUUUUUGACUGAUAUUCUUCCUUAAAUGCUGUACAUCAUUAUCAUUAUUUGGUGAUAAGUUUAACCGGUGAUAUUUUCACGCUUAUCUUUUAAGUAAUUUCUUUUAAAAUUGAUCUGAGUGGUGUCCCUCUCUUUUAGUCCAUGUAAGGACAGUGUAUAGACGAAUUUAUGUGUGCGACUGGUCCCAUUUAAUGUCCUCCUCACGCCCGCAGGGUCCAACACGUUUACGGGAGGUUACGGGAGGUUAUGGGAGGUUACGGGAGGUUACGGGAGGUUACGGGAGUGUUGAUUGAAUAACGGUAAACUGUAAUGGUAACACUUCCAUUCGAUAUACGAAAAAAAUACUCUAGAUAAAUGAACUCUUGAAAACAACGAAACCUAUAUAAUUACUAAUUACUUAUAUCAAUGGAUGAACUCCUUUUGUUUAGAAGUCCACGUUUAAUUUGUAAAAGUCUUUAACAUUGUGUGUUUUAAAUUGAUUUAUUAACCUUAGCAGUAUUUUUCUUAUCAUUGUGUAAACAUAUUGUUUCUAAUUGAUGAUUAAAGGUACUAAAACAAUCACCAACAAUGUCUUCGUGAAAUCCGAUAACAUUGUACUUCACUUGCCGUGUUUUAAAUAUGUACACAUUUUGAUGAUUUACAUGAAUUGACUAAUUAAAUGUGUAACUUG